Molecule: messenger RNA, 807 nt
Organism: Tuber aestivum (summer truffle)
Lineage: Eukaryota; Fungi; Ascomycota; Pezizomycetes; Pezizales; Tuberaceae
Source: the annotation of a GenBank genome assembly
GCCGAUAAGUUGAAUAUUUUCUUCCCUUGGCUGGGGAUUCUUUCUUCUAUUUGUCCGAUCCGGUUGGAAGCUCUCGUUUGGCCCCCCUAAUUCCAACCGGCUUGAGUACUCCACACUCUUUCGAUAGUAGCACACAGGGACGGAUGCACAAAGAGCAAGGAUUGCAAAAUGACAAGGUGAGUCUGUUUAACUUUGGAUUGCCUCCCGGACUGGCUGGAGCAUGGAUGACUGGUUUUUUUGCUAAUCUGUGGGUGAAGGGGAGAAGCCGGCUCAAUUCGAAUAACCCCGCCUGACAGGAAAGACAGCGAGCAAGCAAAUCUAUCGCCGGCAGAGUUAAGCUUCAGAUCUAGUAUCGGGAAUGAAUUUUUUCAUCGGUACGUUGCCAUAGCGUUGCCACCACAGCCUUGAAUGGUUGCUAACACAAUCUUUCCUAUAACAGGGGGUCUGAGCUAAUAUAGUCUUGGACUUUUUAAUGCUUCACUUUUUGCUGGUCUAGUUGUUUCGCGGAGGGGAAAUCAUGGGGAUUUCUGUUCGAGGAUCGAUGGUAUACAUCCGGGGACCGAUACUAUGUGCUCGAGGAUCGAUGACCUCACGAGGGAUAUUAAACUGGGGUUUCAACUUGCACAGUCGAUUUCUAUAGGCACAGCGUAUGCCACCGCCAAAGCGAUUUCUGGAGAGAAGGAUGCCAUCGAUAAAUGGGUGGUGGACAUUGAGAAGUUUUUUAAGUCUGGCGGUAAAGAUUGGGAUGCGGUUAGGGGUUUUGUGGAGGUUGUCGGGAAAGAGGAGAAUAGGAAGAAAAAUUCUUAA